AUUUUCAGCAGCUAUCACUCGUUUGAUUUCUCCUUUUCACACUCCUUUAGACUCAACUCUGCAGUCAAAGUUCCACCUUCAUCCCGGCUUACUGUUAUCCAGCAAGAUAAAAUUAAUUGCCCAAGAUGUACCACCACCGUGCAUUGAUCCUACUCCUUGUUAGCGGUCUCGCCAGAGCACAGCUACCCAACCUUCCCCAAUGUUCUCUGAACUGCUUCAUCAGCGCGUUCCAAAAUGAUGGAUGCUCGCGCCUCCUGGACUUCGCCUGUCAUUGCUCGAAGCCAGAGGUAGUGCAAGUCGUGACUCCAUGCGUGCAAAAGAACUGCAAUGCUGCCGAUCAGAGCGCCGUAUCGAACGAGGUCGUCCGCCAAUGCUCCGCGGCUGGCCAUCCCAUCACCCUCCCACCCGUUGCUGGUGCCGAGACCACAACCACAUCCCAGCCCCCGGCCACUACCCCCAACACGAGCGCACACCCCACCAACACAGGAGCGAUGACUCUUCCCACCAUCUCCUCGGCUGUGACUCCCUCCGGGCCCAAGUCCGCGCCUGGAGCCUCUGGCACCGCCUCCCGCAGCUCCUCAUCGAUCAUUCAAGCAUCGUCUAGUACCCCCGGGGCUUCCUCAUCUCGGGCAUCUCCUAGCACUCCUCUUGCCACGGGGGCCGGCUCUCACGCCGAGGCUAACAUGGUAGGAGCCGCUCUUGCCGUCGCUGCGGCGGCUUACAUCCUAUAAGUGAUAGGAGACAGACUUGAGCCUCACUCGUCGAUGGGUGAUCUUCUCAGGGGCCAGGCACGUGGAUGGACUGUAUGUCCAAGCGAUACGAUGGUUGGAAUAUCAAGACGAGAACGGAUCCUGUAAGGGGAAGAUACAUUGGUCUUGAAAGGUCUUCGAUCGUUCAGUGUCAUUCGUGUUGUCUGUUUUCUCACCCCGCUGCUUUCGCGGUGUUUUCAGGUACGAUGGGAAUAUGAGUUCUGUUUGCGCAGCUAUGAAAGGAAAUCGGCU
Aspergillus aculeatus ATCC 16872 is the source of this 1001-nucleotide messenger RNA. RefSeq names its product CFEM domain-containing protein. The record is from RefSeq and is a predicted model, not a curated record. The transcript has 3 exons. Bases 126 to 731 code for a protein of 201 amino acids. Lineage: Eukaryota; Fungi; Ascomycota; Eurotiomycetes; Eurotiales; Aspergillaceae.